GUAACCUGGCGGCCCGGCAGCAGCUGGGAGUGUAGGAAGAGGUGGCUAGUUCGACGAGUUCAAGGUUUCCUCUGGGUGACAGCCCGCCUGCUUCAGUCACUGGGGUGAACAGGCGAGAAAGAAACUCUGGUUCUUGUGGCGGAAAGCCUCUCUUAAAGGAGCCAAAAUGCUGAACAUGUGGAAAGUUAGGGAGUUGGUCGAUAAAGCGACUAACGUUGUGAUGAACUACACUGAGAUUGAGUCCAAGGUGCGGGAGGCCACAAACGACGACCCCUGGGGGCCCUCAGGGCAGCUCAUGGGAGAGAUCGCCAGAGCCACAUUCAUGUAUGAGCAGUUUCCUGAAGUGAUGAACAUGCUGUGGAACAGAAUGCUCAAAGACAACAAGAAGAACUGGAGAAGAGUCUAUAAGUCCUUGUUGCUGUUGGCCUACUUGAUUAAAAAUGGCUCCGAGCGAGUCGUCACCAGUUCCAGAGAACACCUGUACGACCUGCGCUCUAUAGAGAGCUACCACUGCAUAGAUGAGAACGGUAAGGACCAGGGCAUUAACGUCCGUCAGAAGGUCAAGGAGCUGACGGAGCUGGUGCAGGAUGACGAGCGUCUGAGGGAGGAGCGCAAGAAAGCCAAGAAGAACAAGGACAAGUACAUAGGGGUGUCCUCAGACAGCAUGGGGAGCUACAGGGGCUACGCUGAUGAGAGUGACGGUAAAGGGCGUCGCUGGGACUCGGACUGGGAGCAGAAGGGGGCGUUUCCCUUCAGCGAGAAGGUGGGCGAGAUCAGCGGACGCAUCGGGUCCAGCAUCGAGGACGCCGUCAGCCGCUUCCGCAACAAACCCAGAGACGACUCCCCCGACAGAUUCAGCGACACGGAAGAAGAGCGGGGGCGGGGCCAGCAGAAUGGCCAGUCCAGCAGAGGGGAGUUUAAGGAUGAAGAGGAAACCGUGACAACCAAGAGUGUGCAAAUCGUCCAGGCAACAGAAACCACGGCAACACGCAAGAGAGGGGGCGUGCCCUCCAAGAAAGUGGACCUAGGGGCGGCGGCCGGCUACACCGGAGACUCAAGCCCCGCCCACUCCACCAGCUCUACCAGCUCCAAGAAGCCAGAGGCCCCUAGCCAAUCAGGAGCUGGCCUGGUGGAUCUGUUCACCGUGGAGGCCACACCCACCCAGGCUGCACCCACCAGCACAGACCUGUUUGCAGACUUCUCAUCUGCAACAGCUUCAGCAAGUCUUCCUUCAGCACCUGUCUCCUCCAGUGAUUUCGGAGGAUGGAAUGCUUUCCCUGAUGGAGCCCCUCCCACAUCUGGAGUUGACUUGUUUGGCUCCGCCCCCGUGACCUCUGACCCUGUGAUGUCGGCGCCGGCCUCCUCAGAACUGUUUGAUCUCUUUAGCCCCGCCCCUCAGAGCGCAUCACUCUCUGCCUCUCAGAGCAUCGCCUUCUCCAUGGCAACCAACUCCAGCAACCUGCCACAGUCUCAAUCACAGCCCCUGAGUCUAGGAGAUCCUCUGGUCCCUCAGGCUAUGGGGCAGAAGGCGGGUGUUCUGCAGGGUCCUAAAGCUGGUGGUGUUCCAACCACAUGGUCUGAUUCCAACAUCAACAUCAGCCUGGACCUGCUGUCCCCCACGCCCCCCAAACCACAGCAGCCUACACUGAGCAUGAUGCAGCAUGGUGUGCAGCAGGCUCCGGUUGGCAUGGUAACCCAGGGCUUUGCUGGCAUGAAUCUGGGCAUGCAGGGUGGCGGUGCCAUCCGGGCGCCGGGCAACCACAUGAUGCCAGGAACCGGAGUUGCCAUGGGAAUGCCCACCAUGGGUAUGAUGGGAAUGAACAUGAGCAUGGGGAUGCCCGGCAACAUGGGCAUGGGGUUGCCUGGCAACAUGGGGAUGGGGUUGCCCGGCAACAUGGGCAUGGGCAUGGGUACCAUGGGAAUGGGCGCCACGCCAGCGGCCAAACCGGACGCCUUCGCUGACUUCGCCAACUUUAAAUGAGACCAGCGGAGAGUGGGAGUGUGUGUAUGUGUGAUGGGGUCUCAUGUGACGCCUUUACCAACUUUGCCGACUUCAAAUGAGACCAGAGGAGAGUGGUAGUGUGUGUGAUGGAGCCUUGUGUGUGUGUGUGAGAGUUAACUGUAAACCCAUGGGGAGGUGUGUGUGUGUGUGUGUGUGUGAGAGAGUGAGAGUGAGAGAGAGAAAGAGGUGACUACAGAGUACUUGAAGAUGAGUAAAACACAGCCAGCUGUUUAAUCAUGUACAGACCUGAGUUUAUGAAAACACACACACACACACAGUUAAAUCAAUGGGUAGAGGGUUGUGUGUGUGUGCAUGUGUGGAUAAUGAAGUAAUAAUAAUUAUUAUUUUAAUGAUGAUAAUAAUAGUGAUUUUAAGGAAUGCACGAAAAAAUUCAAACUUCUGAGAAUCUCAAUCAUAAAGCCCACCCCUCGAGUGAGUGUGUAUGUGAGAGAGAGAAUGUAUGUGAUGGAGAGUGUGUGUGUGAGUUUCUGUGAGAGUGUGUGUGUGUGAGAGAGUGUAUGUGAUCGAGAGUGUGUGUGUGAGUUUCUGUGAGAGUGUGUGUGUGUGUGUGUGAGAGAGAGAGAGAGAGAGAGACAGGCCUCGUGACCGUGCAUUAAUCUGCCUGGUGGUGAUUGACAGCAGCAGACACAAUCCUCAAAAGGAGAGAAAGAAAGGAUGAGGGAAGAGAUGGAGGAGAGGAGAGGGGGAAGAGGGAGGAGGUUAUUACCCACACAAGUGGCCUUCAAAUGAGUGUGUUUAUUUUUUUAAUAAGUGAGUUUCCAUCCUGUGUGUAUGCAUGACCUAUGACCUAUCUUUUUUACAAAGUUUUAUUCUGUAUUUGUGUGUGUCUGAAAGAGGGAGAGCGUCCAGGAAGCCUUACACUGCCGUGUGUGUCUGUGUGUAAGACUGUGUGUGUAUGUGUGUGUGUAAGAGUGUAAGAGUGUGUAUGGCGCUAACACAAGCCUUCCAGCCAAUCGAGGCGUCUCGUCUAAUCGACCAAAUUCUGCUCUUCUGGGUGUGGCCCCAGUCGUAGCCAUGGUUACUGAGAACACUAGAUUGUUAUGCAAAUUUGAAGCAAGAAACAAAAUCUUCAUGGUAACCAGGUGGAACAGCUGAUUGUAUCUAAUCAUUUCUUUUAUGAUAUUAAAGAGCUGAACACAUCUCAA
Alosa sapidissima (American shad) is the source of this 3168-nucleotide messenger RNA. RefSeq names its product clathrin interactor 1a (gene clint1a). The transcript has 12 exons. Bases 167 to 1981 code for a protein of 604 amino acids. Lineage: Eukaryota; Metazoa; Chordata; Actinopteri; Clupeiformes; Clupeidae. The record is from RefSeq and is a predicted model, not a curated record. Gene Ontology annotation, cellular component: clathrin vesicle coat; endosome; plasma membrane. Gene Ontology annotation, molecular function: clathrin binding; phospholipid binding. Gene Ontology annotation, biological process: endocytosis.